This is a messenger RNA of Epithele typhae, 2238 nucleotides long. RefSeq lists its product as uncharacterized. Bases 1 to 2238 code for a protein of 745 amino acids. The transcript has 6 exons. Lineage: Eukaryota; Fungi; Basidiomycota; Agaricomycetes; Polyporales; Epitheliaceae. Gene Ontology annotation, cellular component: plasma membrane. The record is from RefSeq and is a predicted model, not a curated record. Gene Ontology annotation, biological process: magnesium ion transmembrane transport; intracellular magnesium ion homeostasis. Gene Ontology annotation, molecular function: magnesium ion transmembrane transporter activity.
AUGACGGACGACUCCUCCCCGGGGGCAUACUUCUCACCUCCCCCUCCCGCUGAGGUUUACGGUUUAGUCGAAAACCCCGCAGACCUCGCAGAGGCUUCAGACGAGGAUGGAAAAGCUCACGAUAUCUAUCGCGGGUCGCCACCAACCCCGGCUUCUCCCCGCUCGUCCUCACCAGCACCCUCCGCUUCUACCUCUUCUUCCUCCUCCUCCAGCUCCAGCUCCAGCUCAUUCGGUGGUCCACUUGGCGCGAUUUCUGCUGGGAUUGAGAAUGCGAUCUCUCGUUGGGCUCGCGCAUGGAAUUCCAGUUCUAGUCUCUCAUCCUCCACUUCCUCAUCCGCCUCCGUUGUCACCAAGUCUCGCCACAGAAAACGACGUGCACGUAGUAUCAACACCGUCCACAACGCACGCUCGGAGCGCGAGGUCGCAGCGCGCAUCCGCGCACGGGAAGACCUCCGUACAAUCCCGCGCGGCUUCGUUUUGUACGCUCCUCCACUCCCCUUGACCCACGCACGCCCUGCCAAAGCGCAGCCCACUUCCGCUCGCAAGGCUGCCCGAGCCGCGAUUCUUCAAGACCCCAUUCUUCGGACGGCAUCUCUUGAGGAGUUGACGGCGAGGCUGAGCGUGGUAGUGCGAGAGCGGGCGAAGGCGCGGCGCACGCGGCCGGGACCGGAUCCAACGCCUUCGUCAGUGUCGGCAAGUUUGCCCGCGUCGCGCCCACUGUCACCGCUGUUUCAAGACUAUAUGCUUUCUGGAGUAGCGGCCCAUGCAACGUCGACUUUGCCACCAAGGGAAUCGCGGGCAGGUCGGAAGGGGAAGCAGAAGGAGGCCUCACCGCAACUGGCUCAAGUGGUGACGCCCCCUCCCGUGCUCUCACCGGCGUCGACUCCAACGCUUCCCGAGCCACAGCGUGCUUCACAGGCGUGGUGGCUGGAUAUAUCGUCGCCGACUUGGGAGGAUCUAUGCGCUCUGGGCAAGAUGCUUCACUUGCACCCCCUCACUCUGGAGGACAUUCUCACGCAAGAUCCACGCGAGAAGUUGGAGCUGUUCCCCAAGCUCGGCUACUACUUCGUCUCGUUCCGGGCAAUUGAAAGCCAGAAGACCAGAGACCGAGUGCGGAAUUUGCUAAGCGAGGACGAUCUUCUUGCCAUGGACGAGAGUAUUCUGGCAGAAGUCAAUAUGUACUUGGUUGUCUUCCGCGAGGGCAUUCUAUCGUUUCACUUUUCUGAUAUCGACGAGCAUGUGGACCGAGUCCGCCAUAGAAUCAUGCUUCUAGGAGAUGCAGCGAGCACCUCGUCAGAGUGGAUCGCCCAUGGCCUCAUGGACUCGAUUGUCGACUCUUUCUUCCCUUAUCUAGACGUCAUUGAAGCUGAAGUUCUCGACAUCGAACGUCUUGUCUUUUCCGCGGGGGAAGCUGAGGGUGAUCAGAAAGCAGACGGGGUCCUUCUACCGUUGGAAGAGGAGAAGGGCAUUUCCUCUACGUCAUCAGAUACGGCAUAUGCCAACGAGAAGCCAGAUCCAACAGCAUUUUCAGAUAAGGGUUCUUUGGUCGACUGUGCCAGAAUAUCCACUAAGACAAAACCUCGGUUUGUUCACCCCACCGACAUUCCACUCAUGAUUCGUCGUGCCCAGCGGCUCCUUUCCCGGCAACUCGCCUCUAUCCCUCGCUUCAAGUCCAUCGACAAGAGCUCGCCGGAGCAGACUCGGUCUACAACCACUGUCCACCGGAUGGCACGCAUUCGGCGGCUGGUCACGUCUUUGACACGGUUUCUGGCAGUCAAAUCCGAAGUCGUGGCACAAGUCAAGAAGAGGUUGCUCGCGAAGGGUGAAUGGGGCCUCAGGAAAGGUACAGACGAUGAUCUUGACGUUUUCGUGUACAUGGGGGACGUUCAAGAUCACAUCCUGACACUCCAACAAUCGCUGGCGCAUUACGAACGGAUGCUCAGCCAGUCUCAUCCUACCUAUCUGUCUCAGCUUCGGCUUUCAGUCAGCAAAGCGAAGUCGGGCAGCGAUAAGGCCAUUGUAACGCUCACGAUCGUGUCCCUGGGUGUUCUGUGUGUGCAGACUGUCAUUGGUGCAGUGUCGAUGAAUUGCGAAGUGCCUCACAAUGACAUAGCCGGGGACAACUACACAGCGUUUGGCCUGGUGAUUGCCCUCGCGUUGGUGGUUAUCGUCACGUACGGGUUCGUAGUUCGUUUGUGGUGGAUCAGGGCCAGGCGACGGCAGCUGGUUAUGUCAUAA